Messenger RNA from Suillus paluster, 1041 nucleotides. Its product is annotated as amino acid permease-domain-containing protein. Gene Ontology annotation, molecular function: transmembrane transporter activity. Gene Ontology annotation, biological process: amino acid transport; transmembrane transport. Bases 1 to 1041 code for a protein of 346 amino acids. The transcript has 12 exons. NCBI's taxonomy places the organism in Eukaryota, Fungi, Basidiomycota, Agaricomycetes, Boletales, Suillaceae. Gene Ontology annotation, cellular component: membrane. The record is from RefSeq and is a predicted model, not a curated record.
AUGCGAGCCCAGUUAAAUGACCAGUUUCAUGUCCUAUGUUACGUAUAUCAGUUAGGUUCUUCUUGCAACUUCGACCGUGAUAUAUGGCUACGAGGACCCCUGCAAGUGCCAACUUCAAGGUUGCGCUUGCAACCAAACGCAGAUGAGGCUAUUCUCGCCAAGUUAGGAUACAAGCAGGAGUUUCGCAGGGCAUUCACUCCACUAGAGGUGUUUGGAGUUGCAUUCAGCUAUAUAGGACUGCUCCCUUCUAUAGCCUCUGUGCUCUUUUAUGCCGCCCCAAAUGGUGGGCCUCUCGCGAUGGUCUGGGGGUGGGCUAUUGCCAGCGUUUUCAUCAUGUGCAUUGGGUUGGCAAUGGCAGAGCUGGCGUCAGCAGCGCCUACUUCUGGUGGUCUAUAUUAUUGGACUUACUCACUUGCUUCUCCACGCUGUCGCAAUUUUCUGGCGUGGAUAGUUGGCUAUUCGAAUACCAUCCAGUCUAUCACAGCAGUUGCUUCUGUAGACUGGGCUUGCGCAAUUCAAAUCACGGCAGCAGUUAGUAUCGCCUCUGAUCAGGCAUAUGCAACCACCAACGAGCAACUCUACGGUAUAUACGCAGCUUUGGUGUUGUCACAUGCCGUCCUCGUUAGCUUUGGUACCAGAAUCUUGGCAAGACUGCAAAGAUUAUACAUCUUGUUGAAUGUGUGCCUCUGCCUCGUUGUCAUCAUUGUGCUUCCGAUCGUAACGCCAUCAGAAUACCGAAACAGUGCUAAUUUUGCGCUAGGAGAAUUUACAAACUCCCACCAGGAGGCUACUGAUUCUAGUGUGCAUAUGAGCGAGGAGGCCUACGAAUGCCGCCACUGCGAUACCAUGGGCAAUCGAAUCAACAUCUCCCUUACCUUCUGCAUGGGCACUGACCUCAACGGCAUUUUAAGUAGCCCCAUAGGCCAACCCAUGGCGCAGAUCUUGUACAAUUCGCUGGGACAGAGGGGAGCCUUGGCUGUCUGGUGUCUCGUUAUUCUAGCGCAGUACGUUUUACCGGCAUGCAGCGCAUCCAUAGCUUAA